Messenger RNA from Alligator sinensis (Chinese alligator), 2223 nucleotides. Its product is annotated as natriuretic peptides A. The record is from RefSeq and is a predicted model, not a curated record. Bases 58 to 558 code for a protein of 166 amino acids. Gene Ontology annotation, cellular component: extracellular region; cytoplasm; nucleus. Lineage: Eukaryota; Metazoa; Chordata; Crocodylia; Alligatoridae. Gene Ontology annotation, molecular function: hormone activity; hormone receptor binding. The transcript is spliced from 2 exons. Gene Ontology annotation, biological process: receptor guanylyl cyclase signaling pathway; cGMP biosynthetic process; negative regulation of systemic arterial blood pressure.
AGACUGCCAGCUCACAGCAGGAAGGAGAAGAGCACCAGGCCAAGGGAAGACGGGAAGAUGGGCCUGUGGAGCACAACUGCCCACCAGGUCUCCCUGCUGCUGAUGCUGCUCUUCCUCAUUAUCACUCAGCUCCAGGGACAGAUUGGAGCCCAUCCCAUGUAUGGCUUGGUCUCCACUCCUGAACUAGCUGAUUUAAAGACCCUGCUGGAUCGCCUGGAGGACAAGCUCCCAUUAGAAGAUGCAGAAGGACUUAGCGAGCAGAAUGAGGGAGCUGCAGAUCAUGGGAACCCUUGGAACAGAGAGUACCUUGGACCCCAAGAGGAAGACCCUGCCUUGGGGCAUGGGAGCUGGGAGCUGCUGAAAAAGCCUCCUUCCAACCUGAGGAGCAAACUGCAAGCCCUGCUGACCUCCCCCCACAGCUUGAGAAGGGCCUCAGACUGCUUUGGCCAGCGGUUAGACAAGAUAGCAGCCCAGAGCGGGCUGGGAUGCAACAGCUACAGGGUAAGGGGGGCUGGGAAGGGGACUGUGAUGGGGCAGACAGGAGGAGGGCUCUGGUGAACCAUGGGCCUUUGUUUUUUAAUGCUUCCUUUGGAGCCCCCUCACUCCCUCAUCACAGGCUGUAGCACCCAGGCAGCUAGUUCUAAAUCCCAGGCUUAAAAUACACAGAAGAGUGAGAGUCACCCAACAUGCUGGUCUCUGGGGCCUGGCUAUGAUGAGGGGGUGAGCUGCUCCUGGCUGACAGCUGUAGUCAAAGAGCUCCUCGCACCAGUCCCUGCAGGGCAGGGGUCUCAGACCCCACCUGAGACAACCUUCUCCAGGGCCAUGCUUUGAUUCCAGAGGGGGGGAAUUUGCCACCUGCUACCAUGAAGGACCAUAAUCUUUAGGGUCCAUUGCUCAGGCGGAUAUGGCAAAACUCAUCCUCUCAGAGGUAGCUUUUACCUUUGUGAUAAGCAGAAGGUUGGGGCAAGUCCUGUUUGGUCUCCUGCCAGUUAGUUGUGCUAGUCCCAGCAGGGAUAAGCUGUAACCAGCUCCUGCAACGUGGGACACAGAUGGAAGGACAAGAGAAGGAGUCCAGUCUGCAGGGGUCACAGCUCAGGCACUAACAGUCCUGUUCUGAAAUGAUUCAACUUUGCAGUAAGAUGGAGCCCCCGGCCACCCCCAACCCCACGAGCCAUGCUCCGGGAUCCUCAGUGCACAGAGCGGCCCCAGGAGCAUUGUGCCUGGAGCAGAGGGGGGCAAAGAGCUGAGGGAAGGAAAACCACAGAGGGGGAGGCGCUGUUGCAGCAUUGCUAUCAAGACAGGCCUAAUUCCUCCUCUUGUCUGCCCACCUUUUAUCUAAGCAUUAAGGAUUUGCAUUGCCAUAUCACUGCAAGUGCUGUGCAUACAUGGAAUCAACCCCCAAAAUGUUUGCUGGAGAAACCAGCUAGUGCCAGACCAGAGGUGGUGGUGGGGGAACAGCAUGACUUCGUUAGGCAACCUGAUCAGAGGAAGAGACCUGUAGGUAGGGGAGGCAGAGCAGAAGUACCGUUUCAUCAGUUCUUUCUUGGCAGCACCUAGCAAAAUGUGCACGAAGGCAGGAGGGGGAGUGCAAGAUGGGGCACAGCUGGGAGGUGUUGGGCUAUGAGGCUGGCACAACUAAGCAUCAGCAUGCCAUAGGAGCUGGCAGGGCAGGGACCUCCGGCAGAGACGCCCCUUGGCCUGGAAGCAGGGCUGGAUGAGGUGUUGGGGAGAAGCUAGGUGUUGACAGAGGGGACCUGCUUGACCCCCGUCAGCUCUGCAAAGCAGCAGUCUCAUGUACAUACACAUACAGCACCUAGCACCAUAGGGCCCUGAUCUCUAGGCACUAAGAUAACAAAUACUUUGACUAGAUUUCCACCCCUACAGCAGUGCGGCCUUUUCUUCCUGCAUUUUUGAUGCUAGGCCUGGAAACAGGGACCAUCCUUAUCUUCCCUUCUCUGAGACCCAGGCAUCUACAGCUCAAGAGAAUCAGAGCUCCCUGAGCUGGCCCUCUGUUGCCCCAGAUGCAGUAGGUAGUGUUUGCCUGGUAGCCACCUUCACUUGCAAAGCAACAAUUUGCCUCUCCCCACUCCCCAACCUCACGGUGGAAGGACCGACUUUCUGAAGCACGAAGCUGAGCAGCGCAGCUGUGAGGGUCGAGCUUCAGCACCUUGGACAGAAAGAACAGGCCUGGCUCUUUCCUUCAAUAAAGGAGUGCAAUAAAAG